Molecule: messenger RNA, 1611 nt
Organism: Schizophyllum commune H4-8
Lineage: Eukaryota; Fungi; Basidiomycota; Agaricomycetes; Agaricales; Schizophyllaceae
Product: RNI-like protein
Exons: 3
Coding region: 104-1489 (461 amino acids)
Biological process (GO): nucleocytoplasmic transport; activation of GTPase activity
Cellular component (GO): perinuclear region of cytoplasm; nucleus; cytosol
Molecular function (GO): small GTPase binding; GTPase activator activity
Source: RefSeq, a predicted model, not a curated record
AUCGGCCCUUCCUUCCUUCUUUCAUCUCACUAAUCUUGAUCCCACACCUGCGUCUCUCUCCUUCCCCCCUCAUCUACGACGCACUCCCAGAUCGACGUCCCCCAUGUCCGCCGGUCCCUCCUUACCCAAACCGCGGACCGUGACGCUCACGAGUCGCGGGAACAUUGAGUACAUAUCGGAUGGGUUGUAUUCUACCCAAGGCGCGGACGUCAUCAUCAGCGCGAUAGGCGCGCGGCGGAAUGUCAGCAAGCUCAUCCUUGGUCAUAACGAGCUGGGGGACGCAGGGACCGUCCGCCUCUUCGAAUUCCUCCGAUCCCCGGGCGCUGCGAGACACCGCAUCAAGGAGAUCAGCCUCAACUCGAACAAGAUUGGCAAUGCGGGCCUGCUGGCUGUAGCGGGCUUCUUGAAAGACAAUACGACCCUUAAUGCCCUAUUCCUACAAGAUAAUGAAUUUCUGGCCGACCCCGAGGUCGCUGCGACACUCGCGGACGCCGUCAACUCGUCCAGCCUUGAAAUCCUAUCCCUGGCUACAAACCCAGGGCUAGGCGACGGAUUUGUCGCUGCCUUCCUCCCCCUCCUCAACUCCCCUUCGCUCCACGAACUCUACCUUUCCGCCAUGCACCUCACUCCCGCGUCCCUUCCACAUAUCACCGAAUACCUUGCCUCCAACCGUACGCACCUCCAAACCUUCAAAUGCAACGGCAACUUCCUCGGCACCCGCGCCGUGCGAGAGAUCAUACGCACCAUCGAGCGCAGCAACUACCACCUCCUCCACCUGGAGUUGUACUCCAACAACCUCGCGGGCGGCGAGGACGACUGGCAAACCCCCGAUGGCGAGGAGAUCGACAACGGCAUCGCGCGCGCAACCUGGCAGACCUGCGAGCUGCAACUCCGGCGCGUGCUCAUGCGCAACGCGCACCUCAAGCGCGAGACCGAGCACGACGCGCUCCGGCUGCUGUACUACUCGCGCGCCGUCCUCCUGCGCUCGGCGCGGAAACCGCGCGAACGCGAGGGCCGCUGCGCCGGCUGCAACUGCUACACGCCCGGCGAACGCAGCUCGCGGUCACCCUCGCCCGUCCCUGUUGAGAUCGUGCCCCCGGCAGGCGCGCCCCACGUCCCUUCCCUCCCCAUCGAGCUCGCGCACCACAUCCUCUCGUUCUUCGCCCCGACGCUGUCGCCCGCGCAACGGGUGCGCAUCUUCCAGUAUGCUGCGCGGCCGGAGACGCUCCCACGGGUAGCGCAAUGCGAAGGUGCGUCGAAAGGGGGUGGGGUCUGCGUUCCAGAUCCGGCGAGCCUCGAUUUCGCAGGUGGAGGUGGAGGGGGCAAGGUGUGGGAUAUCGAGGGCGGCGGACGGAGCAGCGGGUGUGGGUCAGGAAAGUGUAUGGGCGGGGGCAGCUUGGUGUGCCAUAGGGAGCAGGAGCGAGUCCGCUGGCUGAGCGAAGUGGGAUGUAAUGCAUAUGAACCGCAGCGCGUCGAUAAUACUCUAUGAUGGCCUUCAUUACGACUGUUUGCAUUGUACUCCGUUGCCGUGAUAUGAAGCUGACGUGUACGCCUUGCUUGUAUUCGGCGAUGAAGUGAACAAGUUGGAUAAAAAAGAAGAGAUGACCCUAG